This is a messenger RNA of Symbiodinium pilosum, 351 nucleotides long. Lineage: Eukaryota; Dinophyceae; Suessiales; Symbiodiniaceae. The record is from the annotation of a GenBank genome assembly.
AUGGGGCAAUCUUCUGCCAGCACGGCUUCUGCAUCGGCCUCAGCUGCUUCCGACGCUGGCGAAACACCAAAGAAGGAUCCUUGGCUCCCACCUGGCUCGUAUGCGAUAGAUCCGGCGAAGCCGCACCGGAAACCAUCGAAUUCCUGCACGCGCAUUCGAGAAGACAUGUUGCGUUGCUACGAGGGCACCAAAUGCUACAGGGAUGGCGCAUCUUUCGAGGAGUGCCUCAACUCCAACGAUCCGGAGUAUGUGACGCAGGAGUGCAUAUGGCUGCGGAAGGGCUACGCGCAGUGUAGACGAGACCUUCUCAAUCGGCAGCGAAUCUGGCAGCGUGGCAACAGAUCUGCGUGA